Messenger RNA from Cyprinus carpio (common carp), 1821 nucleotides. RefSeq names its product ELOVL fatty acid elongase 1b (gene elovl1b). Gene Ontology annotation, biological process: fatty acid elongation, polyunsaturated fatty acid; fatty acid elongation, saturated fatty acid; fatty acid elongation, monounsaturated fatty acid. Gene Ontology annotation, cellular component: endoplasmic reticulum; endoplasmic reticulum membrane. NCBI's taxonomy places the organism in Eukaryota, Metazoa, Chordata, Actinopteri, Cypriniformes, Cyprinidae. Gene Ontology annotation, molecular function: fatty acid elongase activity. The record is from RefSeq and is a predicted model, not a curated record.
GACCUUUCCGUUCACACGUGGUUUUACGCAGAAAAGAGAAGAAGCACAGAAGCUUGUUUUCUCUCCGCCUCUGAAAAGCUGCUAUUGGUUUAGUCUCAGCUCCCGAUCGCGUAGUUUCCUGUCUUUUGUUCAGGUGUGUCGUAGAAGUCGCGAUCUGAAGCUGCCAGAGGCGUUUUAACGAUCUCCUGAUAGCACUCGAACCCUUUACAGAGCCAGUUAUUCAUCCACAGACAGUGAGAGGGGCAGACACUGAAAGGAAGAUAAGAGUCGGGCUGCUGGCACUGAUCAGGACUCUCAGAGGAAGCAGGAGGAUAUAAGGUGCUUUCGUGUAGUCAAACGUGAAGAUGACGUCAGUGAAAAUGCUGGAGACGGUGAAAGACAGAGUGCUGGAGGUCUACGAAAACCUCUUAGCAGGAAGAGACCCUCGGUUGAAGGAUUACCUUCUAAUGGAGAGUCCAGUCAAUAUGUCUGCUAUUCUACUUGCUUAUCUUUUCUUCGUACUGUACGCUGGCCCUAAGUUCAUGGCCAACCGCAAACCCUUCCAGCUGAAAGAAGCCAUGAUCAUCUACAACCUGUCCUUGGUUGGCCUGUCUGUAUAUAUCGUAUAUGAGUUCUUGAUGUCGGGAUGGGCGACGGGAUACACGUGGAGAUGUGACCCAUGUGAUUAUUCAAACAGCCCUCAAGGACUCAGAAUGACAAGAGUUGCCUGGUUAUUCCUGUUUUCAAAGUUCAUUGAGCUUAUGGAUACGGUGUUCUUCGUGCUGCGAAAGAAACACAGUCAGAUCACCUUCCUGCACAUCUUCCACCACUCCUUCAUGCCCUGGACGUGGUGGUGGGGCGUGAGCUACGCACCAGGUGGAAUGGGCUCCUUCCAUGCCAUGAUCAACUCUUGUGUCCAUGUGAUCAUGUACUUCUACUACAGCCUUUCUGCUGCAGGACCUCGCUUCCAGAAGUUCCUCUGGUGGAAGAAAUAUAUGACUGCGAUUCAGCUAAUUCAGUUUGUGUUAGUGUCUCUUCACGCAACUCAGUGGUACUUCAUGGAGAGCUGCGACUACCAGGUGCCUCUGUUCGUCCACCUCAUCUGGAUGUAUGGGACCUUCUUCUUCGUGCUGUUCUCUAACUUCUGGUACCAGGCGUAUGUGAAGGGCAAGAGGCUACCGAAGAACACCCAACAGCUCGCCCAGAACGGCACGGCUAACAGAUCCACCACAGUCGCCAAUGGCUCGGCGGUGGUUUCAAACGGCCACGGACUGCACGGAAAUGGCCUGAGCAAUGGGAAGAAACACCACGAGAAUGGAAGCGCUCUCAACGGCAAGAUGAAGAAAGCCUGAGAGCUCAGGAAGAGAAGACCCAAAACGGAUGACCAGGAGAACCUGCAUUAAGCACUGUGGAGUCCAAAGAAUGUUUUGGGACUUUUCGUUUUCAUCUUGUUUUUUUUUUUUUUUUAAAUAUGUACAUUGAAUAAGCACAUGGGGAUAUGAAUGCAUUUGACCCCAUUUGUAUUUUUUUUUUUUUGUCAAAUUAAUCUUAAGAAUAAUUAUUGAGCACAAUGUAUGAAGAGAAGAGGAAGAGUACUGACUGGAUCCAUCCUCCGCUGAUGUUGCUCAUGACGUUCAUCUCAACAGAAUGAAUACACAAAUGGGCACACACACACACACACACACACACACACCUGUGUUUCACACUUUCCCAAUAGCAGACUGUACAGUCAACAUCACUAAACUUGAAUGACACCUGUAAAUAGUUUGACCUUAUAAACUAAUGCGAUUGAUAUGGUAAAAAAAAUGUUGCUCUUGAAAUAAAUACAAAAUAUAAAUUCAA